Messenger RNA from Mercurialis annua (annual mercury), 1330 nucleotides. Its product is annotated as polygalacturonase-like. Lineage: Eukaryota; Viridiplantae; Streptophyta; Magnoliopsida; Malpighiales; Euphorbiaceae. The record is from RefSeq and is a predicted model, not a curated record. Gene Ontology annotation, biological process: carbohydrate metabolic process. The annotation marks the transcript as partial. The transcript is spliced from 4 exons. Gene Ontology annotation, molecular function: polygalacturonase activity.
CAUCUUCAACUUCCCACUACUUACUCUUUUACCUCAUUUUUCAUAACUGCUAUUUUUAACCUCCUGCUCCUCAAUUUCCUCUGUAAAUUAAUAAGCAAGACCAUGAGUUUCUUCUUCAUCAUUCUCUUUGCUUUGCAGAUUAACCAAUCAUUUGCCAUUCCAAACUAUAACGUUUUAAAUUAUGGAGCCAAACCAAAUGGCAACACUGAUUCCACCGAGGCCUUUCUGCAUGCAUGGGCUGCAGCUUGUGGCUCUAGUGGCUCCUCUAUGAUUUACGUGCCUGAUGGACGAUUUCUGAUUGGCUCUCUUUCUUUUAAAGGCGCCUGCAAAAGCACUUACAUCACCAUUAGAAUAGAUGGCACUUUAGUGGCACCAGGUGACUAUCAAAUCUUAGCCAAAACUCGCCACUGGCUUAGUUUUGAAGGAGUUAGCGGCGUUUCCAUUCUUGGUGGAGCACUCGAUGCUAAGGGAUCCAAUCUCUGGGCUUGCAAGGCUAAAAGCACCAACUGCCCAACUGGUGCCACGACAUUAAUGUUUACCAACUCAAAAAACAUAAAGAUCAAUGGGUUACUGUCAUUAAACAGCCAAACGUUCCAUAUUGGCUUCAAUGGCUGCAAAGAUGUGUAUGUUGAAGCUGUCAAAAUAAUAGCUUCAGGAGAUAGUCCCAACACAGAUGGUAUUCAUAUUCAAUACUCAGACAACGUUGUCAUAACGGAUUCUGCAAUUAAAACCGGGGAUGACUGCAUUUCCAUAGGCCCCGGCGCAAAGAAUCUAUGGAUCGAAGGAGUCAGAUGCGGUCCUGGUCACGGUAUUAGCAUAGGAAGCUUAGGAUGGGAAAAAGAAGAAGAAGGGGUGAAAAAUGUGACCGUAAAAAGAAGUAUAUUCGCAGAUACUACAAAUGGAUUCAGAAUAAAGUCAUGGGCGAGACAAAGCAAUGGUUUUGUUGAAGGAGUUCGAUUCAUAGGUGCUAUUAUGGAAAAUGUUCAAAAUCCCAUAAUUAUAGACCAACACUAUUGCCCUCACAAAAUUAACUGUCCUACAGAGGUGUCUGGCAUAAAAAUUAGUGAUAUAACAUAUCAAGGAAUUAGAGGAACAUCGGCCACAGCAGUUGCUAUAAAGUUGGAUUGCAGCUCCAACUUUCCAUGCAAAGAAAUACAAUUGAAGAAUGUGAAUUUGACACAUUCACAUCAAAUAACUCAAUCAUCUUGUACCAAUGCCCUUGGAAAUUCUAUUGGUCUUGUUCAACCCGACGGAUGUUUGUAAAUUCAAAAUGGAUAGUUACGUGUAAUUAAUUUGAUUUUAAGGAUAUGAUUUAUUUUCAACCAAUCUA